AACUGGAAGUGCUCAGGGCUUAAUUCUGGCUCUGUAAUCAGGGAUCAAUGCUGGUGGGACUCUGGACUAUAUGAGUUGCCAGGAUUGAACCCAGGUGCCAUGGGGAAGCGUUACUUCUGUGACUACUGCAACCGCUCCUUCCAGGACACCCUCCACAACCGCAAGAAGCACUUGAACGGGCUGCAGCACCUCAAGGCCAAGAAGGUCUGGUAUGACAUGUUUCGAGACACUGCUGCCAUCUUGCUGGACGAGCAGAACAAGCGGCCCUGCAGGAAGUUUUUGCAGAUGGGCCAGUGCGACUUUGGCUCCAACUGUAGAUUUUCACACCUGUCUGAGUGGGACCUGCAGGAGCUAAGCAUGCAGGUGGAGGAGGAAAGGCGGGCCAGGGAGUGGCCUCUGGAUGUUGCUGAGCCCCUCAACGGCAGUCUUGAGGACUGGCUGGAGAAGAGAACUAAGCAGCUGAGCUCAGCUCCAAGCAGCAGGGUGGAACCCAUCAGAGCCACUGUUUUCCAGUACCCUGUGGGCUGGCCACCUGUCCAGGAGCUGCCACCAUCCCUGCGGGCACCCCCACCAGGAGGGUGGCUCCCACAGCCCAACGUCCAGUGGGGCUAAGGCCCUGGAUCCCACCUGGCACCCACUGUUGAGUCACUACAGCUCAGGGCUCUACGUGAGGAGCCAGCCUCCUUUUGUGCCCCAUCACCUCAUCAAAGGCUCAGGAAGCCGCCAUCUUGCUCCUGGUAGCUUUACUCUUGGGACAGCCUGAAAAGAUUGGGGAGCACUUCUUUGGGAAAACCUAUAAAGAAAGUCUGUUUCCA
Messenger RNA from Suncus etruscus (white-toothed pygmy shrew), 815 nucleotides. It is a transcript of the gene ZMAT5, whose product is annotated as zinc finger matrin-type 5. Gene Ontology annotation, cellular component: U12-type spliceosomal complex. The transcript has 6 exons. The coding region runs from base 100 to 612 and encodes 170 amino acids. Gene Ontology annotation, molecular function: zinc ion binding. NCBI's taxonomy places the organism in Eukaryota, Metazoa, Chordata, Mammalia, Eulipotyphla, Soricidae. The record is from RefSeq and is a predicted model, not a curated record.